Puccinia triticina is the source of this 858-nucleotide messenger RNA. RefSeq lists its product as uncharacterized. The transcript has 4 exons. The coding region runs from base 1 to 858 and encodes 285 amino acids. Lineage: Eukaryota; Fungi; Basidiomycota; Pucciniomycetes; Pucciniales; Pucciniaceae. The record is from RefSeq and is a predicted model, not a curated record.
AUGCCACUCCACCAGUCAGCUCCCUCUCAUCUGAAAUUAGCACCACGAGGAAGGACAAAGACCCGGCUAUGCUUGGAGAUUGUCCAACUGAUGAACCUCAGAGGUAUCACUCAUUGCGACACCAAAGGAGUCCGUCAGAAAAUCUCAGACCUCCAAUCAUCUUACAACACCGCGCGCGACUUUUUGAAGAACACCGGCGAGGGAAUCAUGGAGAAUGAUGAAAUCAAUGGGGUUCGCACCGUUGAAGAUCGAAUCAAUGCGCUUUGCCGCUAUUGGAGCUUCCUUGAUCCCAUCAUGGGAUCAAGAUCGGUCACAGAACCUUUACAUAUUCGAUCCUCAGUUGGUGGUGACCAACCGGGUCGACAGGACUCUCCCAAACACAAUGAUGACACUCUGCCUACGCAACCGGCCCCACCUUUGGUUCAAAACACUGGCGACUUGGUGGACUCUCCCAUUCCAUCCAGCAAUGGCUCCAAUCUCCCCAAUAUCUCCGCCUUAAUGCCUCAACCCCGACCCUCAAACUUGACUCCUGCUCCAUUGGCCCCAAAGACCAAGCAGGUCAAACGCAAAUCAGCUGGGAAACGUCCCAUCACCUGCUCCUCUACCCGGGCCUCUAGAAGAAGACGCAACAACACUGAAGAGCUCUACAUGCAAUCGAUUGUCUCCAAGCGACAGGCGGACAUCACCAGGGCCCGCGCUGAGGCCAGCAAGAUCAAGAUUGCUUACAUGAAGGAGUUAAGGGAGCAUGGCUUAGGAUUUGAUGAGAUCGAGGCCAAGGCAAUACUUGAGUUCCCCCAAUUAGCCGACAUGGAUGCCGGAGAUGAUGAAUCCGCUGACGAAUCCGACAACUCUUCAUAG